Mastomys coucha (southern multimammate mouse) is the source of this 1770-nucleotide messenger RNA. It is a transcript of the gene Esr2, whose product is annotated as estrogen receptor 2. Bases 124 to 1770 code for a protein of 548 amino acids. Lineage: Eukaryota; Metazoa; Chordata; Mammalia; Rodentia; Muridae. The transcript is spliced from 10 exons. Gene Ontology annotation, biological process: regulation of DNA-templated transcription; estrogen receptor signaling pathway; cellular response to estradiol stimulus. The record is from RefSeq and is a predicted model, not a curated record. Gene Ontology annotation, molecular function: sequence-specific DNA binding; nuclear estrogen receptor activity; steroid binding. Gene Ontology annotation, cellular component: nucleus.
ACACAGGAAAGGGCACGGGGAUGUGCAGACUGGUGUUCCACCUGCCUGUGAAUCUCUGAGAGCAUCAUGUCCAUCUGAGCCUCUUCUCACAAGGAUUUUUCUCAGCUGCGACCCACGCAAGACAUGGAGAUCAAAAACUCACCAUCAAGCCUUACUUCCCCCGCUUCCUAUAAUUGUAGCCAGUCCAUCCUACCCCUGGAGCAUGGCCCUAUCUAUAUCCCUUCCUCCUAUGUAGAGAGCCGCCACGAAUACUCAGCUAUGGCAUUCUAUAGUCCUGCUGUGAUGAACUACAGUGUGCCUGGCAGCACCAGUAACCUGGAAGGUGGGCCUGUUCGCCAGACCGCAAGCCCAAAUGUGCUAUGGCCAACUUCUGGACACCUCUCUCCUUUAGCCACCCACUGCCAAUCAUCGCUUCUCUACACGGAACCUCAAAAGAGUCCUUGGUGUGAAGCAAGAUCACUAGAACACACCUUACCUGUAAACAGAGAGACACUGAAGAGGAAGCUCAGUGGGAGCAGUUGUGCCAGCCCUGUUACCAGUCCAAAUGCAAAGAGAGAUGCUCAUUUCUGUGCUGUCUGCAGCGAUUACGCAUCUGGGUAUCAUUAUGGCGUCUGGUCGUGUGAAGGAUGUAAGGCCUUUUUUAAAAGAAGCAUUCAAGGACAUAAUGAUUAUAUCUGUCCAGCCACGAAUCAGUGUACCAUAGACAAGAACCGGCGUAAAAGCUGCCAGGCCUGCCGACUUCGCAAGUGUUACGAAGUGGGAAUGGUCAAGUGUGGAUCCAGGAGAGAAAGGUGUGGGUACCGUAUAGUACGAAGGCAGAGAAGUUCCAGUGACCAAGUGCAAUGCCUGAGCAAAACCAAGAGAAACAGUGGGCAUGUACCCCGAGUGAAGGAGCUGCUGCUGAGCACCCUGAGCCCAGAGCAGCUGGUGCUCACCCUCCUGGAAGCUGAACCACCCAAUGUGCUAGUGAGCCGUCCCAGCAUGCCCUUCACCGAGGCCUCCAUGAUGAUGUCUCUCACUAAGCUGGCUGACAAGGAACUGGUGCACAUGAUUGGCUGGGCCAAGAAAAUCCCUGGCUUUGUGGAGCUCAGCCUGUUGGACCAAGUCCGGCUCUUGGAAAGCUGCUGGAUGGAGGUGCUGAUGGUGGGUCUGAUGUGGCGCUCGAUCGAUCACCCUGGCAAGCUCAUCUUUGCUCCAGACCUCGUUCUGGACAGGUCCUCAGAAGACUCUCACUGGCAUGUUACGCAGAUGAAGAGUGAUGCCCCAAGGGAUGAGGGGAAGUGCGUAGAAGGGAUUCUGGAAAUCUUUGACAUGCUCCUGGCGACGACAUCAAGGUUCCGUGAGUUAAAACUCCAGCACAAAGAGUAUCUCUGUGUGAAGGCCAUGAUCCUCCUCAACUCCAGUAUGUACCCCUUGACUACAGCAAGCCAGGAGGCAGAGAGCAGCCGGAAGCUGACACACCUAUUGAACGCAGUGACAGACGCCCUGGUCUGGGUGAUUGCAAAGAGUGGCAUCUCCUCCCAGCAGCAGUCAGUCCGCCUGGCCAACCUCCUGAUGCUUCUUUCUCAUGUCAGGCACAUCAGUAACAAGGGCAUGGAACAUCUGCUCAGCAUGAAGUGCAAAAAUGUGGUCCCAGUGUAUGACCUGCUGCUGGAGAUGCUGAAUGCUCACACGCUUCGAGGGUACAAGUCGUCAAUCUCGGGGUCUGAGUGCUGCUCAACAGAGGACAGUAAGAGCAAAGAGGGGUCCCAGAACCUACAGCCUCAGUAA